AUGGCAGCGACGGUACAUCCCGAGAACGACGAACCGAAGGAGGAAUGGACCUUCGUAAAGUCCAAGUCAAGGUUCCGGAGGAAUCCUCCUAAAGUGCCGUCCAAGGCAUUGAACGUCUCCAAGAACGAUGAACCCCGCAUCUACAAGUCCGUCGCCGAGAUCACGACCGAGUACGAGUCCUUCAAGGUCCGCUGGCGCGAUACCGCAUGUCACUCCCGAAUUAAGGGUCUGGUGAGAGAGAACGCCGACGAGGGCAGAAGGGUGCGGCGGGCGGUGUGUCUUGGCGUCGGCACGUUCGACCCUGAGGACGGGGGAUGGGAUGCGAAGAGGAGGAGUUAUAUCCAGCUGGACGGGUUCCUGACUGUUGUGGAGGUUUUGUCUCACGUAAUGAUAGCCGAGAUCUAUAACGAAUCCAUACCGUGCUCCUUUCAAGAACCGAGGUUCACGCCCAAUGAUAUCGAGUUCCUGAAGAAUCUUGGCCAUGAUGUGGUUGAGUCGCCCGCAGCGUUUGAAGCCGUCGACGAAGAUACGCUGGUAUUUGCCAUUCAUAUGUACCGGCCGAUAUACGAAGCUACACUGGAGAAGGCCUUACCUGCGAUGUUUGUUGGGACAGGAUGGGAUGUUUGGGAUGGGGCCGGAACGUUAAAAGAGGGAGAUUUUAAGUGCAUGAGCGACAUGCAUAGCUCGCACAAGCAGUUUACGUUUCCUCAAGACGGGACUUACACUAGUUUCUCCAGCACUUGCUUGUACUGGAGGCCAAAGCCGGCUGAACAGGAGGUGGCCUCAGACAAGGCCUCUGAGGAGAGGGGGGGUAAAGCGACUGAGAGUCCGGAGUCUGAGAAGGUCAAGAGCGGUGAGAGCGCUGAAAAGACUUCAACUUGA
Molecule: messenger RNA, 882 nt
Organism: Colletotrichum truncatum
Lineage: Eukaryota; Fungi; Ascomycota; Sordariomycetes; Glomerellales; Glomerellaceae
Source: RefSeq, a predicted model, not a curated record